AUGGAAGCAGAAAGUUUGGGAGAAGCUCUUGCUGCUAUUCUGGUGAACUUUGAUGUUGAUGAUAUGGAGGGCUACGUGGAAACUGUAAAUACGCUUGCAGGUCUGGGUUUUUACACUUACCACCCAAGAAAGCUUGAUCUUGACCUUGCAAAUAGAACCACUCCACCAACUAAGCCUUCUACUAUUGAGCCACCGAAGCUUGAGCUUAAGCAGCUCCCAACACACUUGUGGUAUGAGUUCUUUGGUCCGAAUAAGACAUUGCCAAUGAUUGUUUCAGCAUUACUGCUUGAGGAACAGAUUGAGCAAUUAUUAGAGAUUUUGCGCGAGUAUAGGCAUGCUAUUGGUUGGACUAUAAUGAGAUAUUCGGGGUAUUCCUUCUGGUUCUACAGGCGCUUCAUCAAAGAUUUCUCCAAGAUUACAAACCCGAUAUGCAAGCUUCUUGAAAAAAAAUCUAAGUUUGUGUUUGAUGACAAGUUUCGAGAAGUAUUUAAUGAAUUGAAGGAGCAUCUCACUUCUGCUCCUAUUAUUGUUGCUCAUAACUGGUCCCUGCCUUUUGAAUUGAUGUGUGAUGCGAGUGGUUUCGCGAUUGGUGUUGUGCUUGGCCAGAGGCACAAUAAAAUUAUGCACCCGAUCUACUAUGCUAGUAGGACUCUUAAUGCGGCUCAGAUGAACUACCUGGUGACAGAGCAAGAGCUGCUUGCUAUAGUGUAUGCUUUUGAGAAGUUUAGAUCCUAUUUUUUUGGGUCCAAGGUUGCGGUGUACACUGAUCAUGCUACAUUGAGGUAUCUUAUGGCAAAGAAGGAGGCUAAGCCACAACUGAUUCUUUGGGUCCUUUUGUUGCAAGAGUUCAUUUUCGAGGUGAAAGAUCGAAAGGGGUUCGAAAAUGAGAUCGCUGACUAUCUCUCCAGGUUUGAGAAAACUGGGGUGCCAACAGAGGAACUUGAUAUUGAUGAUGCUUUUUUGGAUGAGCAAUUUUUGGCGAUGUCUAUGCAAGUGGCACCUUGGUAUGCGGAUUUGGCUAAUUACUUUGUGACUGGCAUCAUUCCUGACGAGAUCAAAUCUUACCAGAAAAAGAACUUUUUGCGUGAUUCUCGUCAGUACUAUUGGGAUGAACCAUACUUAUUCAGAACUUGUGUUGAUAACAUUAUUCGGCAUUGUGUUCCAGAGAGUGAGGUGUUAGAGAUUCUGAAGGCUUGCCACGACUCUCCAGUUAGGGGCAUCAUAGUGGUACGAAGACUGCUGCAAAGGUGCUCGAAUAUGGUUACUAUUGUCCUACACUCUUUCAUGAUGGUAAUUUGA
This is a messenger RNA of Lycium ferocissimum, 1299 nucleotides long. RefSeq lists its product as uncharacterized. The coding region runs from base 1 to 1299 and encodes 432 amino acids. The transcript is spliced from 2 exons. The record is from RefSeq and is a predicted model, not a curated record. Lineage: Eukaryota; Viridiplantae; Streptophyta; Magnoliopsida; Solanales; Solanaceae.